Molecule: messenger RNA, 1455 nt
Organism: Aphanomyces astaci
Lineage: Eukaryota; Oomycota; Saprolegniomycetes; Saprolegniales; Verrucalvaceae
Exons: 6
Coding region: 355-1239 (294 amino acids)
Biological process (GO): transport
Cellular component (GO): plasma membrane; cytoplasm
Source: RefSeq, a predicted model, not a curated record
CUUUAGUUGGAUCUAAGCAAGAUGACGUCUGGUGCGAUGCUCACGAUGCCCAUGUUGCUCAUCAACAUGGGUGGGGAGAUGCUGUACGUGCUUGACCAGCGCCUCAAGGCGCAAAACAUCUCAGGGGACAAGAGUGUCAAGGUCCUUGUGGAUGUGGUCAAGACCAUGUACAACACCAAGUUCAUUUCGGAGCUCUUCCGGCCGCACCACAUGUACUCGAACGUGUCCACACGUCAGAUCUUCGAUCGCCUGGCGCACUCUUCGAUCAUGCGUCUCAACCAGUCCAGCAUGGACAAGGUCGGCUGAUCUGUUGAUAUUGCCACAUACUGUUGUUCUGCCUAGCUGUACGGUUUGAUGCGCAUGGGGUUCAAGUACAACAUCUUGGCGUGCUCAUCUGCGGACCAACUGGUGCAAGUAACCAUGAACCACCUUCGCUCCAUCAAGGAGAUCGUAACCACGGACGAAGCAACGUCGCUCAUCGAAGAAGCCAUCGUCCUCACGGCCAACGUCUACGGCACCAUGAGCCAUGGCAACUUUCUCCUGCUCAAGCAAAACUUGUGCCGGUUCUUCCAAGACGUGCGCAUCAAAGUGUCGCUGUUCCUGCAAUCCGAAAUCCAAAACGGCGACGGCAGCUUUGUCCUCCGCGCCGACGGACCCGUGGCCACGGGCGGCGACAUCCCUGGCACCGUCCGCUACUACAAUGCUUCCGGGGACAUUGAAAGCGAAGACUCGAUUGCAAUGGACAACGCCCGGGGGGUGGUUCCGUUCGAUGACAAGCCCAUCUUGUCGCGAGAUCCGAGCUUGUGUCCAUUUGGAGGAAACUUGUAUGUGCCCAAUGCAAAGCCAGGGCCCAAGUCCGCCCCCAAGACGGGGGAAGAGAUGGCUGCCGAGGCCAAGAAGGGGUCCAAAGGGGGUGACGACAAGCAACCAUCGCCCCCCAAGCAAUGGAAAGCCACGGCGGCGGAUGGCCUCAACCUGCUGGCGGACCUGCUCGGGGCCAAGGACAGCUCUGCCACGGAUGCCAAGCCUUGGAAAAUCAACUUGUUCGCCGACGAUCCUGACGACGAGGAUAGCAAGGACGACGGCGACGACGAAGGGCAAGUGCAGACGAUCACGAUCGACGCAUUGAGUGACCGCAAGACCACCAAAGCCCUGCUGGACGAAUUCGAAGACGACAAGCCCCAAGACAAGAAGGGAGGCGAUACCGACGACUUGCUUAGUUUAAUGGAUUCGACUUAAAAAUAGUGUACGACACACUGUAUAAGUUGUGUGUUUCACGUUCUGGUGGUGGCAAAAGAUCGUGUUUUCUACUUUUGAACGUGCGCGCACUUCAUACACUACACAAGCCAAUCCACACAAUAUCACGGAUUAGACCCGAUGUCCAGUCGCAAAAUGAGAGUACUUAGUAGCCACAUCAUCAUGUGUUUAUUACCUUGUACGAUUUGACGCCGGCGG